AUGCCCUCUCGAGCGAUUUGCGUGGGCGGCGCCGUGUCCUACGAGUACCUCAUCUUCCCCGCCAUUCCUGCCGACACCGAUGCGGAGCACCAGCGCGCCCAUCAGCAUCACGAAUCCUCCCGACUGACCAUCCGCGCGGGAUCUGCAGCCUUCGUGGCUCGUCUGCUCCACGCCGCUGCGCCUCAAUGGGGCCUCGACGUGAGCAGCCCGGCGCUACAGCAUCCCGCCUCCAAUUGUCUCACUCAUAAUGCCUCGUCCAUCGUUGACCUGGCUGUGAAGAAGCCUUCCCACCAGACCUCCCUGCGCUGGGAGGUGGUGCAGCUGCGCGACAUCGACCGACGUCCCAUCUGGCAUUCACCGCCUCUGGAGCAAGCGCCCAUCUCGGGAGUCAGCACCGUCGUCCUCACCGGCUCGGGUGACGCCUUUCAAGACGUCGAACCCGCCCUCGACUUCCUCCAGAAGGUGAAGCCGAAAUUCAUCAUUCACUACAUGACCCGCCCCCUGGCCAAGGGCCGAUUGUGGAACAUCAUACGGAAUGGUCCCAUGAUCAGUGACGGUCCUCCCGAUCCAGAGCACCUUGCGGUCAUCAUUGACGCCGACGACUUGCGAGCAGAGGGUAUCAACUUGAGUCGCUCCCUGUCUUGGGAAGCAACGGCUGAAGACUUUGUGCUGAACCUGGGCUCCAACGGCCGACUGGACACGCUUGUGACGUGCCCGAAUUUAAUUGUGCGGUUUGGGAACGAGGGAGUCAUUCACCAUCGUGGCCGAGACGCUGUGGACCCGAAGCUCUACUUCCAGCCACGACAGAUGGAGAAGACCAGUGAUCAUAUGAUUGGAACUGCAUCAGCAUUCGUGGCUGGCUUCGCCAUCGGCUUCCCGAACGGCGACAAAGGCAUCAGACUAGGUCUCGCAGCAGCUCAGAGACUGACGGAUACCGGCUUUGAGCAAAACACCAUCGACCAAUCCCCAGACUAUCCGGUCCACUCAAUCAUGGAACAACUCGACUCUCGACAAAAGAUCUCGACGGUAAGCGUGCCAUCGAGCAGAAUCAGCAGCGGCGACAGCUUCACCAUCUUCGACACACUCACCGGCGAUGUGAGCGAGGUGGCGCGGCAGAUCGUCACGGCUGGCCCUGACAAGGCGCUUUCCCGAUGCUCGGUGCGUUGUUUUGGAGACCUCCAGAGCGUCGAUCGGACCGAGCAAGAGUCUCUUGGCUCCAUCGUCGAUACUAUGAACGAGCGUCUGGAAUCGGGGAUCCCCGCGCCGACAUGUAUCGGCAUGAUCGGACCAGUGGGCUCGGGCAAGAAGUUUGUGGCGAAGAAUCUGUCGGAGCAAGUCGGUCAGAAAUGGCCGGUCCGCAGAUUGACUUACAAUGCUCGUGUCGUGGGGGUGGAUGACCUCACAAACGCUUGCCAUACCAUUCGCGACAAUGCCGCGGACGGUUUCCUGACCGUGGUCAGCUUCGAAAACUGCGAGGCUCUCCUCCAAACACAACGAACUCUCCUCGACGAGUUUGUCUCCAUCAUGCGCCACGGCGCGUUCAAAGACGGAGGUCAGGAGCGCAAGGUCGGGCGGUCGCUGUUGAUGUUUCUCGUCAACCGAGACACGUCUUUCACCGAGAGCACCUCGACACCCACAUCUUCCGCGUUCUCGGCGCAGUCACGAGUCGACGACGCACAUCUACUCGACAACCUGCACGGCGUGGUCGAGCUGAGCGGCACCAACUCGACCGGCCCCGACGACAGACUGUUCCCGAUCCGUCGAGCGUUGAUGCUCCGCCAGCUUCUCAGAGAGCGCCAUCCCCAUCUCGAAGUCAACGGCACCAUCAAAAUUGAGGACUCCGUCCUCCACGCCCUCCUCUUCGUGCCCUCGUACAAGCACGGCCUGCGCUCCCUCGAGAAAAUCGUCAGCACCAGCCGACUCUCCGGCCGCACGAAGUUCGAUGUCUCCUCCCUCCCACCAGAAGAGCAAAUUGCACUGCACGUCGACGGGCGCACUUUCAUGAGCUACUUACGCUCGCCCAGACUCCCGCCCGCCCUACGCGAGACACUAGCCGAAGGACUCUUCGAAAGCUACAAAAAGCAACGCAUCCUCAUGGCCACGACGCCCGAGCGGAAGAAGGAAAUCGCCUCCGACCCCGCCAUGGCGGACUGGGACGAGCUCUCCGGCAUCUACAAGGAAUCGACGCGCGCGCAAGCGGACGACAUCCCGCGCAAGCUGCGCGCGGUGCGCUGCUUCAUGCUGCGCGAGAAGCGCGGCGACCCCCUCGUUCCCAUCCCUGGCUUCACGGAGACGGAACUCGACAUGUUGUCGGAGAUGGAGCACGAGCGCUUCAAUGCGGAGCGCCUGCAGCGGCAGUGGAAGAUGGGGCCGCGCGACUCGAAGCAGCGCACCACGCCGUUUCUCGUGCCUUGGAGGGAUCUGACGCAGGAGUGGAAGGAUGUGGAUCGCGUGAUGGUCGAGUGCGUCCCGAGCGUGCUCGCGGCGGCGGGCUAUUACAUCUAUCGGAUGAAGGAGGAGGAUUGA
Molecule: messenger RNA, 2526 nt
Organism: Neohortaea acidophila
Lineage: Eukaryota; Fungi; Ascomycota; Dothideomycetes; Mycosphaerellales; Teratosphaeriaceae
Exons: 2
Coding region: 1-2526 (841 amino acids)
Source: RefSeq, a predicted model, not a curated record